Messenger RNA from Leptopilina heterotoma, 1659 nucleotides. Its product is annotated as L-lactate dehydrogenase-like. Gene Ontology annotation, molecular function: L-lactate dehydrogenase (NAD+) activity. The coding region runs from base 163 to 1161 and encodes 332 amino acids. NCBI's taxonomy places the organism in Eukaryota, Metazoa, Arthropoda, Insecta, Hymenoptera, Figitidae. The record is from RefSeq and is a predicted model, not a curated record. Gene Ontology annotation, cellular component: cytoplasm. Gene Ontology annotation, biological process: carboxylic acid metabolic process. The transcript is spliced from 5 exons.
CAAGGUCACCUUAACCCUCCACAAACCGUUGCGAGCAAGCAGUUCAGUGUGAGUUCACGUUUAACAGGUGAAGUGUGGUUUCAGUGAUAAGCGAAUAUAAUCUAGAGAAAAAAUUGUCAAAAUAUUUUACCGAUAUAACCUCCAGAUAGACGAACAAGAAUCAUGGCGUCAGUAAAGGAGCAAUUAUUGAGCACCGUAACAGAACCAGUUGCAACUGGUAAAAAUAAAAUAACAAUUGUCGGAGUCGGACAAGUUGGAAUGGCCUGUGCUUUUAGCAUUCUGUCCCACCACGUGUCGAAUGAAAUUGUCCUGGUCGAUGUGAUGGCCGAUAAAUUAAAGGGCGAAAUGAUGGACCUCCAGCAUGGGAGUUCAUUUUUGAAGAAUGCAAAAAUUAAUGCGAGCACUGAUUAUGCGGCGAGUGCAAAUUCAGUGUUGUGCAUUGUAACUGCCGGUGCACGUCAACACGAGGGCGAAACCCGUUUGAGUUUGGUGCAACGUAAUACGGACAUUUUCAAGGGGAUUAUUCCUCAAUUAGUGAAAUAUAGUCCAAAUACAAUUCUCCUGAUUGUUUCGAAUCCCGUCGAUAUUCUCACUUAUGUCGCAUGGAAAUUGUCAGGUCUACCGAAAAAUCGCGUCAUUGGCAGUGGAACGAAUUUGGAUUCAGCGCGCUUUCGAUUUUUAUUGUCGCAAAAAUUAAACGUUGCACCCACAUCGUGUCAUGGAUGGAUUAUUGGCGAGCAUGGCGAUACCAGUGUUCCAGUUUGGUCUGGCGUUAAUGUCGCUGGCGUGAGACUACGCGAACUGGACGAGAAAAUUGGUACAGAUAAGGAUGAAGAAAAAUGGAACGAACUCCAUAAGCAAGUGGUGCAAAGUGCAUACGAAGUGAUAAAACUCAAAGGAUACACUUCUUGGGCGAUUGGUCUUAGUGUUUCAAAUCUAGCCGCUGCCAUGCUUAGAAAUACAAAUCAAGUUCACGCCGUGUCCACCAUGAUCAAAGGUCUUCAUGGAGUCAAGGAAGAGGUGUUUCUCUCACUUCCUUGUUCCCUUGGCGAGGAUGGCGUUACUUUUGUGGUAAAACAAAAAUUAACGACCGAAGAAACUGAACUUCUUCAUAAAUCCUCAAAAACAAUGAACGACGUUCAAAAGGAUUUAAAAUUUUAAUGUUGACAUUAAAAAAAAUCAUUUCACUUAAAUAAUUGCAUGCUAGCAUUUUCAAUUUUUAAAAAUCUAUAAUAUUUAUUAUUUUAUUACCAAAAAUCCACUGACUGCAUAUAAGACUUUAAAAAGAAAGUAUAAAAAUAAUAUUGUAUUACAAGAGCAGGAUCUCUGAAAAAAGUUCCAAUAUGAGGAACUGUAUCGAAGAACUCGCUCGACGCUCGAAAAAAGGGGAUAAUACCAGUCAGGUAGCAGUGAGGACCUCUGGGUCGUUCACUGCUACCUGACUGGUAUUAUCCCUUUUGUUCGAGCGUCGAGCGAGUUCUUCGAUACAGCUCCUCAUAAGUAAUCAUCGCAUUUUUUUAAAAUAAUUUCAUUUUUUAUUUAUUUGUCGCCCCCCCCCCCACUUACCCCUUCUUUGUAAAUUUUACAUUUUCUUUACAAAUCAGUCAAAUGUUUGUAUAUUAAACUUUUUCCACUAAUUGAAUAAUUAAUAAAUUGAAU